GGCGGCGCCGGGGGCAGCUCCGACUCCCUCCCCCGGGAAGGCGCCCCCUCGCAGCUCCCAGGGCCCCUUCCCCGCGCCCGCCGGGCAGGAUGAAGAAGAACAACUCCAGCAAGCGGGAUGGAAACCAUCAGUCUGCACCGCCCGAGAAGGUCGGCUGGGUCCGGAAAUUCUGCGGGAAAGGGAUUUUCAGGGAGAUUUGGAGAAACCGCUAUGUGGUGCUGAAAGGGGACCAGCUGUACAUCUCCGAGAAGGAGGUAAAAGAUGAGAAAAACAUUCAGGAGGUGUUUGACCUGAGUGACUAUGAGAAGUGUGAAGAGCUCCGGAAAUCCAAGAGCAGGAGCAAGAAAAAUCAUAGCAAGUUCACCCUUGCCCACUCCAAACAGCCCGGUAACACGGCACCCAACCUGAUCUUUCUGGCAGUGAGUCCAGAAGAGAAGGAAUCGUGGAUCAACGCCCUCAACUCCGCUAUCACCCGAGCCAAGAACCGCAUCUUGGAUGAGGUCACCGUUGAGGAGGACAGCUAUCUUGCCCACCCUACCCGAGACCGGGCAAAAAUCCAGCACUCCCGUCGCCCCCCAACUCGGGGACACCUCAUGGCUGUGGCUUCGACUUCUACCUCGGAUGGGAUGCUGACCUUGGACCUGAUCCAGGAGGAAGACCCUUCCCCUGAGGAGCCAACCUCCUGUGCUGAGAGCUUCCGGGUCGACUUGGACAAGUCGAUGGCCCAGCUGGCAGGUUCUCGGCGGAGAGCAGACUCAGACCGGAUCCAGCUCCCCUCAGACCGGGCGAGCAGCCUCCCCCGACCCUGGGAGAAGCCAGACAAGGGGGCCACCUACACUCCUCAGGCACCCAAGAAGUUGACCCCCACAGAGAAAGGCCGCUGCGCCUCCCUGGAGGAGAUCCUGUCUCAGCGGGACACUGCCCCAGCCCGUGCCCUCCAGUUGUGGGCCAGAGAUCCCCCAGCCCCCGUCCUCCCCGCCCCGGGGCGGCUGUCCCGGAUCCAGGACCUGGUCGCAAGGAAGCUGGAGAAGACUCAGGAGCUGCUGGCCGAGGUCCACGGACUGGGAGACGGGAAGCGAAAGGCCAGGGACCCCCCUGGCUCUCCCCCUGACUCUGAGUCAGAGCAGCUGCUGCUGGAGACGGAGCGCCUGCUGGGGGAGGCGUCGUCGACGUGGAGCCAGGCCAAGAGGGUGCUGCAGGAGGUGAGGGAGCUGAGAGACCUGUACAGACAGGUGGACCUGCAGCCCCCAGACCCCCACCUCAGGCAGAGCGCCCAGCACAGCCGCUACCGGCAGAGCCUGAUGUGAGGGAAGAGGGUGGCCCGGACUUGGGGGGCGGACAGACUCUUAGCUCCAGGUGUCGCCAGAUACAGCUUUUUUAUUUACCUCAGUCAAAAA
Trichechus manatus latirostris (Florida manatee) is the source of this 1397-nucleotide messenger RNA. RefSeq names its product pleckstrin homology domain containing O1 (gene PLEKHO1). The record is from RefSeq and is a predicted model, not a curated record. The coding region runs from base 90 to 1307 and encodes 405 amino acids. Gene Ontology annotation, biological process: regulation of myoblast fusion. Lineage: Eukaryota; Metazoa; Chordata; Mammalia; Sirenia; Trichechidae. The transcript is spliced from 6 exons. Gene Ontology annotation, cellular component: ruffle membrane; muscle cell projection membrane.